AUGGAUUAUCUUAGCGUGGAGCAGGUUGUUCAGAUUAAACUGGGGCGAGGUACAGUUUUGAAUUCUGAACUUGAAGAGACAUUGGUUCGCUAUGUCCUUGAAAUGGAAGCCAAGUUUUUUGGCUUAACCCGCAAAGACAUUAAACGUAUGCCAUUUACCUUGGCAGAAAGAAACGGCAUAAAGCAUCCAUUUGGAAACACAAAAGCAGCAGGUAGGGGCUGGCUAGAUCUAUUUUUACAAAGGCAUAAAAAUACCUUGUCAAUUAGAAAACCUACUGAGACAUCUUUGGCUCGCGCCAACUGGUUUAACAAAGAGAGUGUUGACUUUUUCACACUUUUGCAAGCAGAGUACGAAAAACACAACUUUCCAGCUAAUCGCGUGUUUAAUGUGGAUGAGACUGGCCUUACUGUGGUACAAAAUAAGGUCGCUGAUGUAGUCGGUCGUAAGGGUAAAAGACAAAUUGUCUCUUUAACCUCCAUGGAGAGAGGCUUUUUAAUCACUUUGAUAGCCUGCAUGAGUGCAGGGAGAGACUUCGUACCACCGAUGCUCAUUUUUCCUAGGAAAAAUAUGAAUAUUCAUCUAAUGAAAGGCACCCCUCCAGGAUCUAUAAUAAGCAGUUCACCCUAG
Messenger RNA from Anoplophora glabripennis (Asian longhorned beetle), 627 nucleotides. RefSeq lists its product as uncharacterized. Gene Ontology annotation, molecular function: DNA binding. Bases 1 to 627 code for a protein of 208 amino acids. Gene Ontology annotation, cellular component: nucleus. NCBI's taxonomy places the organism in Eukaryota, Metazoa, Arthropoda, Insecta, Coleoptera, Cerambycidae. The record is from RefSeq and is a predicted model, not a curated record. The transcript has a single exon.